CAAUCCGUAAUUUCUUGUGCAAAUUUCAAUUUCCCAAAGCCUGACUCAGAUAAGAAUUUCCUCAGACUCCAAUUAGUGCACCUUUGCUUCUGCUAAAUGUCUACCAUUUCUUCUAUACUCCGGCGGGAAAUCCACCGGAAACCGCACGUUCUUAGCCGGCGAUCUCUAUUUUCUACUGCGGCGCCGGCGACGAAGGACCACAAUGCUACUCAAAAGAUUGAAAAAAUACUUAUAGCUAAUAGGGGCGAAAUAGCUUGUAGAAUCAUUAGAACCGCCAAAAGACUAGGGAUUCGUACUGUCGCCGUCUACAGCGACGCCGAUAGGUACAGUCUGCACGUAAAAUCGGCCGACGAGGCUGUUCGUAUUGGUCCUCCGCCGGCGCGUCUCAGCUACUUGAACGCUCCAACAAUUGUGGAAGCCGCAGCUCGGACUGGAGCACAGGCUAUCCACCCAGGUUAUGGUUUCUUAUCGGAAAGUGCUGAUUUUGCUCAACUCUGUGAAGAUGAAGGCUUGAUCUUUAUUGGACCUCCUGCAUCUGCAAUCCGUGAUAUGGGCGACAAAAGUGCUUCAAAGAGAAUAAUGGGUGCAGCAGGGGUGCCACUUGUACCUGGAUAUCACGGUGAAGAACAAGAUGUUGACUUAAUGAGAUCAGAAGCAGAGAAAAUUGGCUAUCCUAUUUUAAUUAAGCCGACUCAUGGAGGUGGAGGAAAGGGCAUGAGAAUUGUUCAAAGUCCUAGUGAAUUUGUUGAUUCAUUCUUGGGUGCUCAACGAGAGGCUGCUGCAUCUUUUGGCAUAAACACAAUCUUGCUAGAGAAAUAUAUUACUAAACCAAGACACAUUGAAGUCCAGAUAUUUGGUGACAAGAUUGGUAAUAUUAUCCAUCUCCAUGAGAGAGAUUGCAGUGUUCAAAGAAGGCACCAAAAAAUAAUUGAAGAAGCUCCUGCUCCAAAUAUUUAUAGUGAGUUCCGGACCCACUUGGGUCAAUCUGCUGUAUCUGCAGCUAAGGCAGUUAAUUAUCAUAGUGCUGGUACUGUGGAAUUUAUCGUUGAUACUCUUUCAGGAGAAUUUUAUUUUAUGGAGAUGAAUACCCGCCUUCAGGUUGAACACCCUGUUACCGAGAUGAUUGUUGGUCAAGAUCUUGUGGAGUGGCAAGUACGUGUUGCAAGUGGAGAGCCUCUUCCUUUGAGCCAAUCACAGGUUCCUUUAUCAGGUCAUGCUUUUGAAGCCCGGAUAUAUGCUGAAAAUGUCUCCAAAGGGUUUCUUCCUGCUACUGGGGUUCUUCAUCAUUAUCGUCCUGUUCCAGUUUCAUCAUCAGUUAGAGUUGAGACUGGAGUUGAGGAAGGGGACACUGUAAGCAUGCAUUAUGAUCCUAUGAUUGCCAAGCUUGUAGUAUGGGGAGAGAAUCGCCCUGCAGCAUUGAUAAAAAUGAAAGACUGCUUGUCAAAGUUUCAGGUUGCAGGUUUGCCAACCAACAUAGAUUUCCUGUCUAAACUUGCACACCAUUUUGCUUUUGAAAAUGGUGAAGUGGAAACUCAUUUCAUUGAGCAGUAUAAAGAUGAUCUAUUCAUCAGUGCUGGAAUUGCACAAGAAGCAUGUAAUGCCAUGAGAUGUGGUGCAUCUAUUGCUGCUGCUUGCAUUUGCAAAAUGGAGCUCGCAGCAUCAAGGGAUAGUGCCCCUGGAGGUCUGUUUAUGUGGUAUGCUGAUCCUCCUUUUAGAGUACAUCGUUUGGCUAGUCGAACUAUGGAGCUUGAAGGCGAUGAUGAGUAUAACUAUAAUGGCUCAAAAAAUUUAAAUGUUUCCAUAACCUAUUUGGAUGAUGGGAAAUUCCUAGUUGAGACAGGAGAAAGCACUUCCCCCUGUUUGGAGGUCAAAGUAGAACAGUUAAGCAAUGAAAACUAUAUGGUUGAAGUAGACGGUGUAAAACUAAAUGUGAGCCUUGCUGUUUAUUCCAAGGACCAUUUUAAGCACAUCCACAUUUGGCAUGGUCAAUACCAUCAUCACUUCAAACAAAGUAUAGGUCUUGAACUGUUUGAUGAUGAUGAACUGCAACACAAACCUUCCAAUGAGUCUGCGUCUCAUCCUCCUGGAACUGUAGUGGCCCCGAUGGCUGGUCUAGUGGUUAAAGUUUUGGUGAAGGAUGGGGAAAAAGUUCAGCAAGGCCAACCAGUAUUGGUAUUAGAAGCAAUGAAGAUGGAGCAUGUCGUGAAAGCUCCAAAUACUGGCUAUGUUAGUGGACUUGAGGUUGAAGUGGGCCAGCAGAUUUAUGAUGGUGUUCCUCUCUUCAGUAUCAAGAAUUCAUAGAUCCACCGGCAUUUACGUUGAAGACAAUCUGAACUGGACCAGAAACUACAAGCAGCUCUGAAGAGAUUGCAGAAGAUCUCUGUAUCACUGUAUGCAAUGAUCUUGACAAGGAAACUGUACAUUAGUUGAAUAGGACAAUAGGUCAAUAAAAUUUCACAUAUGGGGGUUUGGGAUUUAGUGUAGUGUUAACGAAUUGAGCCACUCACGUUUACAACUUAUAAGGGGUUCAAAUCCCAUCUCCCGAAUCCCCUCAAAUGUAUUAAAUAAAAAAAAAAAGAAGAAAAAAGAAAUCAGAAUAAAAGCCUUUUUCAAUAUUCUUUGAUCUGUGACGUGGUGUUGAUGAUGGGAAGGGAUAUGCUAUAGUUGCUGUGGUCUGGAGAUGACACAGCAGUAGAGAGCUUGUUGGACAUGGCUUCACAUUGCUGCAUAUUUCGUAGCUAUAAGGGCAUCCCCAGCAAUGUAUAUUUGUUGGUUCAUGUCAGGCCAAGAACUGGAUCAUAAUUUUGAAACAGA
This is a messenger RNA of Ipomoea triloba (trilobed morning glory), 2814 nucleotides long. RefSeq names its product methylcrotonoyl-CoA carboxylase subunit alpha, mitochondrial. Gene Ontology annotation, cellular component: mitochondrion. The transcript is spliced from 16 exons. The record is from RefSeq and is a predicted model, not a curated record. Gene Ontology annotation, molecular function: metal ion binding; ATP binding; methylcrotonoyl-CoA carboxylase activity. Bases 97 to 2301 code for a protein of 734 amino acids. NCBI's taxonomy places the organism in Eukaryota, Viridiplantae, Streptophyta, Magnoliopsida, Solanales, Convolvulaceae.